This is a messenger RNA of Heterotrigona itama, 5478 nucleotides long. NCBI's taxonomy places the organism in Eukaryota, Metazoa, Arthropoda, Insecta, Hymenoptera, Apidae. The record is from the annotation of a GenBank genome assembly.
AUGGACUCGACGAAGUUGGGUGGGCCAGCGCCAACCAGUCCAAGGGCUCACUCGCCAGCCCUACCGGCCUACAAUGCCACCAGCACGGACGGGAACAUCGACUACAUAAUCGGAGAUUACAUGGAGAGACUCGGCACGAGGCUGAACACAUUGGAGAACGAGCUGAGGUAUGCCUGGAGGGCGUUGGAUCUGCUUAGUCAGGAGUACAUCAAGAUGUGGGAGAGGCUCGAGAAGCUAGAGGGCCUGCUGUACGAGCAACAAACGGUGAUCAGUCAAUUGAUCGAAUUCUACGCGAAUGGUGGCACUCACGAGACCAGCAACGUGGUGGUGGAGGAGACGUUGGCCAAUCAACAGAGCACCGUCAGCGAGCUGGACGCGAUCGCGAAGAGCAUAGGCGCCACGAUGGGUAUCGAGGAGACGAACGCGAUCAGAGAGAAACUAGCGCAGCAGGAGAUCGCGAGGAUGCACGGGCUGACGCAGGACAGUUCGACCGCUGCCGCGGUGGUCACCGACAUGCACAGAAACGUGAGGAACUUGGACACACUGGAAACUCUCGCGGAAGAGAGCAACAUCCCGGACGAGGCGUUCUACAGGAGCCUGAACAACGCGUACAGGGAGGACUUGAUCUGCGGCGACACGUCGAGGCCGACGUCGCAGCUGGGCAUGAUCUGGGAAGAGGCGGAGGACGAGGACGUGAAUGGCAAGAAAGAGAUGGAGGAGAGGAACAUGUUCGACAAGACCAUGACCAAGGAGAAGGAGCUCGAGGAACUGGCGACGAAACCGAUAAAUGAGGAGAUUCAAGAAGCGGUGACAAAAAAGGAAGACGAGGCAGACGAGGACGAGGGUGAGGUGUUCAGCGCGGCUGAUUACAAAAGUUACCGAGGGAACACGCCCUGCGUCAGCGAACAGGACCUCGCUCAGCUCUCCAGACUCAGUUCCAUCGAUCAGGUCGCUCUGGAGAAACUGCACGAGCUGGAUCGGUUGACCAAUAAAUUGCAAAAGGAUUCGCAGAACCUGAUAGAACUGCAGUCGAAGCUAAUGGACUCUCCGAAGAGGCAGUACAGUUCCGAGGCCGAAGCGAAGCUAGCGGAGGAGGCGAGCAGCAUAGACGAGCAGCUGAGAAAGAUUUACGCGGAAACCGACGUUGACAGUUGGACAUUCUCGAAAAGUCCCGGUUCAACCGGUCGAUCGAUCUCCAGAGUCAGCACCGACAGCGGUCUAGCCACCGACGGUGACUUCACUACCAGGUCAAUUUCGCCAAGACUGACGUCCACGUCCAGAACGAACUUGGAUUCCAUUUCGAGUACCUACACACCUCCCAGGUUAGGUACCUACGCAACGACUGUACGCGAGAAGAGUCCGGAGCCAGUGAUCCAAUUGCCCAUCGACGUCGGCAGCUUCGCCAAAGGCUACGCGGAAAACAAAGAACUGACCGAUCUCAUGGUCGAGAGCUUCGCGGCUGUCACCUGCGCCUCGCCCACCAUUUACAGCACCACCACCGACAAAGUCCCAUCUCCCACUCACUCAGCGGGGAGCGUCCAUAGCGUCCAUAGUGUGCAGAGUCUUCGAACCAGGCAGGACGGCUAUUUCGACAGCGCUGCUCGACUGAAUUUAGAGUUCCAAGAAAGUAGAACGCCCCCGAGUCCGUCGCCCAGCUCGCCACCGCCGCCAGCUCCUCAGGACUCGACCGAGCCGUUCCUCAUGCCAGGGCCCGAUAAGAGAGAACCCGAGACGAAACGACCACAGAGUCCCACGUUCUUGAGAAGUGCGGAGAAGCUUGUCCCCUUGGAACAAGGUCGUCUAAGCCCACGGACCCCUCAUUCGCCUAAGUCGCCGCGAGUCUCGCCUAAGCACACAGCCAAGCCGAGCGUGGCCAACAUCGUCGCAGCCAAAUCUGACUCCGGCCUAUCUUCCAUGAGCGGAUGGAGCAGCUUGGACAAAUCGCCGAGCUCUCCGAAGAGCUCGAUCGCCAAGAUGCUCACUUCGUACACGGUAGAUCACGCCAGAGCGACUCUAAUCCCAAGUACAACGACCGUCAGAUCUGCCAGUCCGAUCCCGCCUCUUCCGGAAACGACAACCUCCGUCAUCACGCAGGAGCCGCUGUACGACACGCCGGAAGGGAGGGACGCUUUCGCGAGCACCACUACGGUCACAUUCACCGUCACCAGCCACUCCUACACCGCGGCUAUGAACCAUCUGUCCGGCUACACGUCGAUAAAGACACCGACGACCAAGGAAGACUACAGCUUCGUGUCUCCUCCAGCACCUAUCGCAACCACCUGUCAGAGUCCAAAGAAACGAAGUCGCCAGCAAGUUUUGCAGCACACCUACGAUACCGUGGCGCCUGGAAUUACCGACUACGCGUACAGGUCCGAGCAACCGGCCAUUUACUCCGUGGCUGGGAGCAAUCGACAACAAGCCAUCACGAGUGUUUAUACCAGCAGCGCCGGUGGCUAUGGUCCGAAAACCACCACCACCGCUUACUACCCGGACGCAGUGGAUCAAUAUAACAGCUAUCAGGACAAUUACACGGCUAUCCAGUAUACGGAAUCGAGCGCCGUGGCGGCUCAUCUGAAGAAACCUUUGAGAGCCAGCGCGUACACGGACGGAAUGACGAACCACGAAGGGUACAAAGCCGCGAUGUAUCGCACAAUGUUCCCCACCGGCAACAUCACGGACGCGUUGUCGUAUUACCCGACCAGCGCGAAUCUGCCACGAACCGAGACGAACGAGACUUCGUGGUUGAACUCGAUGGAGGAUCAGAUUCCCCACGACUCGACUUCCUCCAGCAUUAGAUCGCUAACUUCGGACGGUAGUGUCUACGCCCAGAGUCCAUACACCGACAGAAGGUAUCCUCAACCACCGGCGUACCAAGCCCAUCAGUAUCAUCACACGUACGCGAAUCAAAAUUACCCGCAAGCCUAUCAACAGCAGUACCAGCCGUACAGUCAAAGACUGACCAGCACCGAAAGCGCACAACUCACUGAUGGAUACCAGAGACAAUGGCAACGGGAGCAUCAAUACAUUCAGGAUCACGAAACAGGCAGAAUGCCUAUCGAUCAGGCGCAACAUCAGCAGGGCGAAUACUACGACGCAUCGAGCGUGAUAGUGUCUCAAUCGGGGUAUAUCAGCAUCGCCUCGAACUUGAAGGACCACGAGAUAGAGAACGCGAAAGCUGGCAAGAAGAUGAGACGCGGCUCGUCGUUGAAAAACGCAAUGAGCUCGAUGAGCAACUGGUUGCCUGAUCUGCACCUGAGCAAGAGGCACAGAAGUCACUCGUUACCCGGCGGAGUGAGAAGGGAAGACUUGGACAUGUCUCAGGAGCAACAGCAGAGGCUGCCGCAGGAAGCGAGUAUGGCUAGAGGUCGUGGACGUGGUCAGACAGCCAGGAAGAAGAAGAAACACACGCUGGUGUCUACCGUGUCGGGGAUCCUUCAGAAAGCCAAGAGACGAAGUCAUCAGUCUCAAUCCCUGUCGGAUCCCGAACAAUCGGAAACCGAAUGGAGCAGUGGAAGACAGAGUGGCCUGUCGGAGGACGAGGACAGCGUGAUGUCGGACGUAAAUCAAGAAUCUCCUUUCUUUGCCAAGGUGAAAACAGCUAGCACGAAGCGCAAACAGGCACCUCAGCCGAUUCCACAGCAGCAGCAAUCUAUCGCUCAGCCAUUACCUUUGCAACAAAAAGAUUAUAUACAGCAGCAGCAGCAGCAGCAGCAGCAACAACAACAACAACAACAACAACAACAACAACAACAGCAGCAACAGAAUCUGCAGCAGCAACAACAAGCCCUUCAACAGCAGAUUCAGCAGCACCAAGAGCAAUUACAGCAGCAAGCGUUUCAAGAUGGUUGGGCCAAAGAAAAGGAUCAGAAGAAAGAGGUGGAUCGCGAGAUGUCCGAACAGAUCGGUGGCUUCGAGGAAGAAACGUCUGGGAAGAGCACAGGUUCCGGCUCUGGUGGCUCGUCGAUAUUUCAAACUGUCGGAGAUAUCAAACGAUCCACCGGCAGCUCGGACGAAGCUCCUAACGAAAAAGCUCCGAAACUCCCGCCGGUGACUCUGAUGGGUGGUGCGAGCAUGGAAUUCGCGGUGUCCAGGGCACUGGGCAAGUACCGCCAGAGACAAUCUUCCACGGUCUCGGACGAACAGCCUCCCAGCGAGGAGGGCAGCACCGAGAAGAAGUCCGACGAGGGCACCAUCCAAACUCUCGAGACGAGCUUCGAGUACCCGGAAGACAUGUCGGAGAAGAGCGAGAAGAGCGAGAAGUCUAGCAGCACCAGACUGCCGGAACUGGUGACCAGCAUAUCGGAGGAGGCCCCGCCGUCGGAAGGAAGCCCAUCCGCGUCAAGCACGAGAGGGCAAAUGUCAGGCAGUCGAUUCCUGCCGCGGCAUCAGCAGUCCCUCGAGAUUCCGUGGACCGGCUCGAGACCGGGCGAACUGGACGAGGACAACCGUAGCACGCAUUCCUAUCGGAGCACGUCGAGGGUCUCCUCCAGGCGGCAAAGUACGGAGGACUCGAUCGACUCCGAGGACGAGUGGUACCGGUACGAGCUGAGGAAGCUCGAGGAACUCGAGAGGCAAUCGCAGAUAGAGAUAGAGAUGGGCGAAGUGCUGGUGGAAGAGCCGGAGGAGGCUGAUCACUAUCAACCGGAUGAAACGGUGAAGCAUAAGAUGUCGUUCGUCUUGAAAGAGUUGAAAAUGAAGGCCAGCACUAUAUCGAAGGAGCAGGCGAUGGAGGAGAAGGGCGAGGAGGCACGAGGAGCGAGUAGUAAGAUCAACGGGACGGUGGCGAAGGAUCGUCGAAUCGACGAGCGAGACAGGUAUCGGGACGAGAAACCGAUCCCAAAACGGAAAUCCGCGGAGAGUGUCGAAGCGGUAUUCGCGAGGGUGACUGACUAUCACACUUGGGCGCACGAGGAGGAAGCGAAGAAAGAGAAAACGCCCUCGUCAAUGGAAGAAGGCUCCUCGGGGGAGACUUCCGGUCCCGACAGUCCCGUGCAGUCGAUGGACGAAGAGGAAGAGGAGGAACUGCCGAAAGAUGCGGACGAACAGCCAUCGAGACGCAGCUCGAGCGGCUCGACCUUUCGACACGGUGAGAAGGUCCACCCUGGUUCGGAAUCGAUCUCUCGCGAAGGUAGCGUAAGCGUGCCGCCUAGCGAGGUCUCCGUCAGCAUCCCGGGUGCUUGUGACUCUGAGAGUACAGUACUCGAAGGCAUGGAGCGCGACGGAGCUGGUAGCGCCGAGACGGCCACCACGGCUACCUUGAGCUUGCCGAAGAUCAAAAUCGAUUCGUCGACCUGCGGCAGCUCGGACACGACGUUAAAGGAAGGCCAGGUGAGUCCUGGUCCGCCUGGAUCGAAAUGGAAGCUUCUGAAAGCGUUGAAGGAGAGAAAGGCAGAGGAGAAGUUGAAGGAAAUCGAGGAGGCCUCCAAGGAGACCAGUAUUUCUCAAGGACCCACAGCAGUGAGUAUCAUGAUAAAGUGA